Schistocerca cancellata (South American locust) is the source of this 3045-nucleotide messenger RNA. It is a transcript of the gene CaMKII, whose product is annotated as calcium/calmodulin-dependent protein kinase type II alpha chain. Bases 84 to 1976 code for a protein of 630 amino acids. The transcript has 21 exons. The record is from RefSeq and is a predicted model, not a curated record. Lineage: Eukaryota; Metazoa; Arthropoda; Insecta; Orthoptera; Acrididae. Gene Ontology annotation, molecular function: ATP binding; calcium/calmodulin-dependent protein kinase activity; calmodulin binding. Gene Ontology annotation, biological process: protein phosphorylation. Gene Ontology annotation, cellular component: cytoplasm; neuron projection.
UAUUAUCGAUUACUACUGUACCUUCAGUUGCGCAGCGUAGUGUGUUCGUUUUCAGUAGUGAAGUAAAUAUUGUAGUUUUCGGUAUGGCUGCUCCAGCAGCUUGUACUCGAUUCAGUGAUAACUAUGAUCUGAAGGAGGAACUAGGAAAGGGCGCAUUUUCAGUCGUGCGGAGAUGCGUUCAGAAAUCGACGGGCCUGGAGUUCGCAGCAAAGAUCAUCAACACAAAGAAGCUAUCAGCUAGAGAUUUCCAGAAGCUCGAGAGAGAAGCUCGUAUAUGCAGGAAGCUGCAACAUCCGAACAUAGUGCGCCUCCAUGAUUCCAUACAGGAAGAGAACUUCCACUAUCUGGUCUUUGAUCUGGUUACUGGUGGAGAACUCUUUGAGGAUAUUGUUGCAAGAGAAUUUUAUAGUGAAGCAGAUGCUUCACACUGUAUACAACAGAUCCUUGAAAGUGUUAACCACUGUCAUCAGAAUGGUGUUGUUCACAGGGACUUGAAGCCUGAGAACUUGUUGUUGGCUAGUAAACAAAAGGGAGCAGCAGUGAAACUUGCCGAUUUUGGCUUGGCGAUAGAAGUUCAAGGGGAACAACAAGCAUGGUUUGGAUUUGCGGGUACACCAGGAUAUCUCUCUCCAGAAGUGUUAAAAAAAGAACCAUAUGGUAAACCAGUUGACAUAUGGGCUUGCGGAGUUAUUCUUUAUAUUUUGCUCGUUGGUUACCCACCAUUCUGGGAUGAGGAUCAACAUAGGCUGUAUGCGCAAAUAAAGGCUGGAGCAUAUGACUAUCCAUCUCCAGAAUGGGACACAGUCACACCAGAGGCAAAAAAUCUGAUUAACCAGAUGCUGACUGUAAAUCCCUCCAAGAGAAUAACAGCUUCUGAAGCUCUGAGGCAUCCAUGGAUCUGCCAAAGGGAACGUGUUGCAUCAGUGGUCCACAGACAAGAAACUGUUGAUUGUCUGAAGAAGUUCAAUGCAAGGCGUAAGCUAAAGGGUGCUAUUCUAACAACCAUGCUUGCAACUCGCAAUUUUUCCAGUAAGUAUGAUGCUCAUGGUCGCAGUAUCAUUACCAAAAAGAGCGAUGGGUCCCAAGUAAAGGAAUCAACAGACAGCAGCACAACUCUGGAAGACGAUGAUGUUAAAGAAGACAAACUUAACAAGACAGGUGUAGACAGGAGCUCUACAGUUAUUGCUAAAGAUCCAGAAGGCUUCAUCCGUGGCACAACACCACCCUCAACUCAACCGACUUUGGCUAAGGUGUUAACAUCCGCUCUUGCAACAUCUUCAGCAUCUUCAAGUGCAAAAGCUCCCGCUAACAUGAGUGCAGCACUUUUGCAAGAGGUGCAAGGCUCCCUAAAUAAAUCAUUAACAGAUAAAAAGAGUUUGGAAAAUUCAAGAAAUGUACGAAGUCAGCUGAAGCAUGCUAGUAUCUCUAAUCGUACUGAGGACUCUGAGAUUCUUGGCUACCAACCCUUGGACUGUGAUUCAGAUGAUACUGAUGAGAUAAGGAUUCUGUGCCCAAACAAGACUUGCUCCCAGCUAUCAACAAACUCUUAUGGAUCAGCCCGUAAGCAAGAGAUAAUCAAAAUGACAGAACAGUUGAUAGAAGCAAUCAGCACAGGUGAUUUUGAAGCAUACACGAAAAUAUGUGAUCCACAUCUCACAGCAUUUGAACCAGAAGCUCUAGGUAAUUUAGUCGAAGGGAUGGAUUUCCACAAAUUUUACUUUGAUAAUGUUCUGGGUAAAAACUGCAAGGCAAUCAAUACCAUCAUCUUGAAUCCACAUGUUCACCUACUUGGUGAUGAUGCAGCGUGCAUUGCUUAUGUUCGCUUGACACAGUACAUGGACAAGCAAGGACAAGCUCAUACCCAGCAGUCUGAAGAAACACGUGUGUGGCAUAAGAGAGAUAACAAGUGGCAGAAUGUUCACUUUCAUCGGUCGUCUGUGGCUGGCCACUCAGCCUUCGGCUUUGCCCAUAAAUAAGAACUAUGCACAAAUGUGAGUUUGAAGCUGGUGGCACUCACUUGCACCAUCCCCAGUAAAUGUUGACUGUUGGUGGCUCCAGUGUUGGCUGCUUCUUGUUCUGUGGUGUUAGUCACCUCAGCAUUCUGGUGCUUUGAGGAGUAUGUCAGUGGCUGCAGAUUGGUGAUAUAUUAUGGGUAUUCUCAAAAGAAACCCCAAAGCCCAUAGAUUAACUUAUUUUGCAACAUGUUAUGUAUAAUAAAUGAAGUGUACAGCUGCACAAGCACAUGCAGGUUUAGCUGUUAUUCUUAAUUUACAUAUUUGUUAAUUACAGACCUGAAUAUUGUAGAUCUAUUUAGUUUUUUAAGUGGUUAUAAUAUUUUGAUGAGCUUCCUACUUGUUGUUAGGAACUGUAUUUCCAAUUGCAAAAUGUUACUGUAGCACUCACAUAUUCAUCGGUUAUGUAAUAAGCUGACCUGACAAGCAUGAAUGCAAGUUGCAGCUGCUAUGAAAGAUAUUGUUGCCAAUAGUUUCAUUUCCUAAGAUGAAAUGAAACAGUACAAAUAGGUCAGGUGCUGAUAUGCAAGGCACAUAUGUUGCAAGUAACUGGCUGCUAACAUUUAAUGGGCUGAGGUGCAAAGUGUGCAGUUGAUGUACUCCAUAGUAAUGUUUUCUUUUUUCUACGACUUUAGUAUGAUGAGAAUUUUCCAGUCGGAAUCUCAGCUUUACUGGCGUAUACAUACUAUAAUUAUAUACCUUCAGUGAAAGUAAUUUUACAUUGUCCUUGGCGAGGACAUUCCAUAAAGAGGCACCUGUGAGAGAGGAUUCCUUUCAUACCAUUUAAAUCUAAGCAUUGUAUCUUUUAAGUCUUGCAGUAAUGCAUUACAACAGAAAUUGUUAACUAAUAAAACUGAAAGUAUUUUACAGACAACAUCUGUAUCAACUGCAACAGGAAUGACACUGUAUGGUUUUACAUUUGCAUGCAACAUUUUUAUAAGUGUUUACUGAAAAUGCCAAACUUUUCUUCAUGAUAGCUGCAUGUAAUAACUUAUUUCACAUUUGAAAGAUAAGCCAUUAAAAAUGAGAUAGG